Molecule: messenger RNA, 2094 nt
Organism: Naegleria fowleri
Lineage: Eukaryota; Heterolobosea; Eutetramitea; Acrasida; Naegleriidae
Exons: 1
Coding region: 1-2094 (697 amino acids)
Source: RefSeq, a predicted model, not a curated record
AUGCAUAAACACUCCGAAAGUCUUGUUCUCGGCGUAAAUUUUUGUACAUUUCUGUGGCUGCUGGUACUGCAAUCAUCAUCAUCGCCGAAUUUCGUUCUUUCCUCCACAAGUAUUUCGAAUUUGAACAUUCCCAUCAAAUUUUUCAAAUGUCCACUCUACACACUCGGAACCAAUCAUACCAUCUAUAAAAGUUUCAAUUAUUUACAUCCGAAUUAUAUAUUAAAUGAAACACUAAUAGCAGAGUGUGCGAAAAUUAAAUUGGCAUUGGAUCCUUCACAGCCAUGGCCUCCAUCGAGUAGUAUUGAAGUGUUUGUGAAACGAUUGAGAUUGAAUUCGGAAAGUUCUUUCGAAAAAUUUGGAAAAAACAACCAUGUGAAAAGUGACACAGAAAAUUUAAAAGAACAAGUAGCAUUGAACUCACUUUGGAUUUUACCAGGCGUCUCUCCGACCUAUUCUGUGAAUUAUAACCAUGAACAAUCAAAUAUUUCCAAAAAUUCGUAUUUUUUAGACUCCUUGUCACCAGCAACUGCAAGUGUUGUGUUUUUUGAGCCAUUGUUGGAUCGUUUGUCAACUUUGAUGAAAAACCAACAGCUUCCUUUUCAAUAUAUUUACACACUAGAUCAUCGUGGAGUGGGAGAAAGUCAGAGAUUGAGUUGUGUGGCGUCACAAGCAGAAACAAAUGGUUCCAUCUCUGGAAAUUUCAUUGACAUUUACAACGAAUUGAAGCAUUGUAUUGAAAUCAAAUCAGAUUCAAAUCGUUUAUUCUCAUCCGUCAAUGCUGCCAUUGAUGUCCUUUCUCUCAUGAAAAUGCUGCAUUCCAGCAAUGAAGGAAUUUUUCUGUAUGGAAAUUCGUAUGGAACUGUUUGGUUGAGUCGAUUCAUGAGAUAUAUCGAAUUGAAUCAAGUCGUAGAUUUAAACAUUCGUGGUGUGGUGAUGGAUGGUGUCAUGGCAACUGUGGAUUCUUCCUCAUCAUUGAUGAAACGUUUCACAUUUGAUCAAACCAUGCGCUAUCAAAAUCAGGCACUUGCGGGUUAUUUGAAAUUUUGUGACAUGCCAACAAGCAAUCAAACAAAUGUGAAGAAAAAUACCUGUCAAGAAAAAUUGCAACAAUUUUAUGAUCAAACGGGACACACUAGUGCCAUUUCUCUCCUCCAAAACACCAUUCAGUUAAUUUAUCAAAAUGGAACUCUGUGCUCACCAAUGCUCGAUAUUAUUGACAGUGAAGAUUAUUUCAGACAAUUACUCACUCGAAUGUUGUCCAAUGAAUAUGAGAGAGUGUUAAUUCCAGCAAUAUUAUACAGAUUGAAUCGAUGUGACAUGGACUUGGAUAUUCCGACUCUUCAAAGAAUUUUCUCAUUCAUGAUUGAAAGAAGAGAACAAAAUAAGAAUGCCUAUAUGGACUAUCCACUUUCACAAUCUCCAUUAUUAGGUUACAAUAUUAUUUAUUCUGAAAUGUGGACAAAAAAUAUAACACUUGAUCAAAUGGAGAUGCUCUACAAUCAAUCGAUUGGAACCACUCGAGAUGCUCUCUCUUACAAGACAGCCCUUGAUCUCUCAAAUUGGAAAACCUAUGAUUUAGAUCCUCAAUAUGAUAAUGUUGCAUUUUCGACCAAUGUUCCAGUAUUAAUGUUGAAUGGUGAAUUGGAUCCAUUAACACCUCUGGAUGGAGCUCGUACUCAAUUUUCACACAUCAAAGGUAAUUCUGUGAAAUUUAUUGAAAUUCCAUUUGGAGCUCAUUUCUCAUUGUUCAACACUCCCAUUCAAAAUUCAACGGUCGAUUGUGGAUUACAAAUUCUCAUGAACUUUCUUUCGCAUGCAAACAUUUCUCAACUGAAUUUACAAUGCCUUCAAGAAUUGAGUUUUAAUUUCACAGGUUCACCUGUUGUGAAUUUACAAUUCGCUGGAGUUUUGGACAUUUAUGAAGACAUGUAUGAAGCUCCAGAACAACCUCUUGUGUUUGGCAUGUAUUUAAUGAUUGGAAUUGUUUUGGCAACUGUUUUAGUUGCAUUGUGUGCGAUUGUAUUGCUUUCUUAUGCCUUAAUUGAUUUAAAGAUUCGAAUGAAAAAACAAUUGGCCUAUCUUCGAAUUCAAUAA